This is a messenger RNA of Macrobrachium nipponense, 1198 nucleotides long. RefSeq lists its product as uncharacterized. The record is from RefSeq and is a predicted model, not a curated record. The coding region runs from base 143 to 688 and encodes 181 amino acids. NCBI's taxonomy places the organism in Eukaryota, Metazoa, Arthropoda, Malacostraca, Decapoda, Palaemonidae. The transcript has 4 exons.
UCUAGCUGUUUCAUAAACGUGCACAAAUUCAUCAGGAAUGGGUGGAUAUUGCUUAGAAUCGAACAGAAUACAAUUCAUGCGCCAUUUUUGAUAACCUGCUUCUAUCCCUGAAAGGUGUCGAGUAGAGAAGUAUGUUGGGAGGAUGUCAGGAGACCUGCGGCUUCCUCAGACACUAGACACACUGUGGGCAAGUGUUCCUGAUACUUUUGCCUACUUUCAACUCCAUCGCUUUCUCAGGCCUGACCGUCUGCUGGAUGCUUUGUGUGUCAGUGUGAGUCUUAAUUUGGACCCAAAGAAAAUUAUUCCACUAAAAAAUGACCUGAUGUACCAUCUUAGCCUUUGCUUCCCUGGGGUGAUCUCUGAGGAGGACGUUCUGAAAGCUACUGAAAUUGCCAUGAAGUUUGUGCCCACCAGAGAUCUAGACUAUCUUCUGUUCCCACGGCUGAACCUGACGCAAGACAAAGAGGUCAUCUGCUUCGUAUCCAACAUGCGACGUCUGAGAGUUACAGAAGCGAUCAUCCUCCCCAAGUCACUCAAGGAGUCAAAGAAAUUCGACUCAUUCACCCGGCCCAAGCCACUCAUAAGGUCACAGAAGAAAUUCAUUAAGAAAGAUAUGAGUCUCAAUAUUGAAUGUGGAAUGCCUGGCCAUUUAAGACCUGGUGCCCUUCCUGAUGUGGAUUCGUGGUGAAAUGAGAGUGAAACUAAGAGGUGCCUGGCUUUGCAGUGUCAUCUAUUCUGGAUUAUGAGUCUGGGUUUCUACCUUUAAAAGGGUACUCAGCAUUCGAGGAGGACUUUGGGUAAUGUGACGAUACGUCAGCAUCCAGAAGAUGGCUUUCCAUAAUGUUUUGCUCCAGAAGAUGACUUUGGAUUAUGAUGUUAGGCCCAGAAGAUGACUCUCAUUGAUGAUACGUUUUGCCAUGGCAGAUGACAUUAGAAAAUGAUAUAUCUAGUUGGUUGUGUUUAGCUCUGGCAGACGACCUAGAAAUAUACUGUUAUGUUUACCUGUCCUAGGACCCAAUGGGUAACUUGGAAUCAUAACUAUGUAGAAAUCAUACCAUUUUUAUGGGACAAGACACUCUCAGAGACCUAUUCCAACGGGGUACACGUUACUCGGCUGGGAACUAUCGGUCUGUUCAUCAAAUGAUCCCUGGUGAAAACCGUACAAGGAAUUCUUAACUGACUGAUUGAUGACAAUACA